GUGGAGUAGUAUGUAGGGUAUAUAUACUGGCUCACCAUUGCAAUCCGGCAUCACCAAACCACCAUGGCGUCUGUACCCGCCCUGCUGGCUCUGCUGUUGACGGCCACGUCAUAUGUUAACGCCCAGGAUGCCUGCAGCAACGGGUUCAACGCGGCCUGUCUGGCAGAAGUGAGGUCCCUCUACACCAAUACCUCAGCCUUCUGGUUUGGGACGAGGUACGCGACAGACUGCCCACCUGGCAAAGUGAGCUCCUUGUGUAGAAACACUGAACGAUCCGAAAAGUCCCUCUUCACUCGAAUUUUGGGUACAGGCGCCACCCACAGCAACGGUCUAAGCUUCAUCGUCAAAGUCACGUACCCUAUUACUGUUCCAGCUGAUGGAUCUGACCGUAAAUACAACGGGUGUGGGAGAAUAGUGGAUGCACCUUUAAAUAGACCACAACAUUUUGCCAUCGAUCCUCUCGGCAAAACCGUAUAUCCCCCUUACGACCUGCGAGAGGAGCCGGAAGUGACGUGGCAAGCCGAGAAGAAUGCCCUCUACGCUGUUAUUAUGUACGACCCUGCCCCGUUCUACAUGCAUGCUUUCUACGUCAACGUCCCCGGCGGCAAACUGAAGAAUGGAGACACGAUAUUCCCGCACAAUGGGCCUGGAAACCCCGUUGACCGUGUCAACCCCUACAUCUGGCUCGUGUUUAAGCAGCAGAAAUCGGUGGACGGUUCAAAGAUAGCCCGCAAUCGUCGCGGUGUGCACAUCCAGGACUUAGUCUCGCAGCUUGGACUGUCAACACAGUCGUAUGGCAUGAACAUUGUCAUGACGUCAACGGAUGAGUUCACCGCCGUCUUCAUCCGGUCAGUAAAUUUUCUGAACAGAUGUCCAGUGUACUACGGGCAAUGGUUGAGCAGCUACAUUCAGAAAGAGGGUGGGCUCCCGUCAUUUCCGGCGCGACUUGAUCUUAGUGUGUCCGUUGAUGUCACCUUCAAGGCCCCCGCUAUAACGUACACAGCGUGUGGAAAAACCUAUCACAAAAGCCAAGUGAACAUCACGGCAGAUUAUCGGUACAUGGGUCAGUUAGGAUCCUUGCAAACACGGCUCUCCCCAAAAGUCAGCCUGGUUCCCCUGGAUAUGAGCAAUCCCCCUCAGUCACACUGAAAAACAAGCAGUACACCCUGUUGAUGCUCGACUUGACCGACGAACUGGGAAAGACAAAUCAGAACUCCAACAUCCACUGGAUGGUCGUCAACGUCCGGGGUACUGACAUCACUUCCGGUGACGAGGUGUACAAGUGGCAACUGCCCAUGGCAUCAACGUUGAAUCAUCUCUACCUGUUUGCUUUGUUCGAGCAGACGAAACAAGUCAGCGCCGCGACAGCGAAGACUUUCAGUGGAGCCAACUGUCCUGCCUUCAGCAAAUCCCGGUGCAAGUUUAGAGCUGGGGACUUCAUCCGUGACAACAAGCUCUCCCUCGUCGGUUUACGACGUCUCCGAAUCAUCCCCGACACCUACCAACAGUACAUGUCGUACGCAGUGGCCAAGAUCGAAACCAUGACCCAAGCGUGCAAGCGUGCGGUACCUUUAGUUGGAUAAAAUUAUAUCUGAACAAAGGGCUUAUAUAAGGACCUAUGUAUUUGUACAAUUGUGUUUCAAAAACCCUUCUGGAUUUAGCUGUUGUAUUAAAGAAUAUAUGAGUAAA
Messenger RNA from Haliotis rubra (blacklip abalone), 1689 nucleotides. RefSeq lists its product as uncharacterized. The record is from RefSeq and is a predicted model, not a curated record. NCBI's taxonomy places the organism in Eukaryota, Metazoa, Mollusca, Gastropoda, Lepetellida, Haliotidae. Bases 64 to 1149 code for a protein of 361 amino acids. The transcript is spliced from 10 exons.